AUGUCUGGUUUGCCUAUGCCCAACUUUACUAAUGUCGGUUCAUCAUUGCGCAAAGAGUUAAAUGAAGAAGAAGAGGAAGAAGAUACUGAUCAUGUGUUAAGUAUCAGUUAUUAUUCAGACAUGAUUUCUGCUGUUCAAACACCAGACCUUAUCAUUGAAGAGGAGGAAGAGGAGGAAAAUGAAAGUGUAACUGACUCUGAGUCACAAGCUAAGUUUGAAAGGUACUGGUUAAAGCAAACAAACCAAGACAAGUUGGUCGUAUGUCAAGCCAUUGCUCGUACUUGGCUUGUCAAGAGAAAAGUCAACCAAGAAAUGCAGCUGUAUAGAUCAAGCCAAAAUUUUGUAUUUAUUUCUCAAGUACAAGCACAAGUUCGUGGUUAUUUUGUGCGUCGUGAACUUGCUUCAAAGAGAAUUGACUAUUAUGCUUAUGUUGAUUUUAUUGUACAUGUUCAACAAGUCGUUCGUAGAUAUCUCGCCAAACAUAAACAAGAGCGUGUAAUUGAUUACUAUAAAGUCAACAUAGACCAAGUAAUUCAAGUACAAUCCUUGAUUCGUCACAAACUAAUGGGCACCGCUUAUCGCAAACUAAGAACAUUUGAUAAUCCUACUGUGGGUACCGUCAAGAACUUUAUUCACCUUUUGGACGACAGCGAUUUAGAUUUUGAUCGUGAAUUAGCUCUUGAGGAUUUACGUCAACAGGUGAUUGAGAGUAUUAAAGAAAAUAAUCAUUUGGAUGCGCAUGUCAACACACUCGAUAUUCAAAUUGCCUUGUUCCUAAAAAAUACAGUGUCUAUCGAAGAUGUACUCAAGCACAAUGGUGCACUUAAAAAGAAGAAAGAACAACAACGGAUGUUGGAAACACAAACUGGCAAAGCAAACCCCUUCUCGCUUACUGGUAUUGAUAAAGACAGCAGACAACGGCUUGAAUUAUUUCAAGAACUGGUCUAUUUGCUGCAGACAGAACCUAAAUAUUUAGCACGUCUCUUAUCAAUGACAAGUAGACAAGAUUUAGGUCAUUAUGCAAGUCAUAAACUAAUUGAAUCUACUGUACUUUCUCUGUUUGGUUAUGCAACAAAUUCGCGCGAAGAAUACUUGCUGAUUAACUUAUGCAAGUAUUGUAUAGCAGAAGAAAUGAAGAACGUAGAGAGUACGCAAGAAUUUAUGCGAGGAAACUAUACCUUUAUGAAGUUGGUGGUCCAAACUAACCGUGGUGCUAAAGAGCGAGAAUUUUUUCGAACCUUAUUGAGUCCACUUGUCACUGAAAUUGUCAAUAACGACUUUCUGGACUUGGAAACAGAUCCUGUCAGCAUUUACCAUAAGGCUAUUAAUGAUGAAGAAUGCAGAACGGGUAUGCCAUCCAAUCGUCCUCAUGCUGUUACAUCCCAAGAAGCACUUGCUGAUCCUGAAGUACGUGACACAUUUGUUAUUCAUUUAAGAAACUUGAGGGAGAUUACAGAGCAAUUCUUUAUGGCUAUUACUUCUACUAUAGACUCAGUUCCUUAUGGUAUUCGUGUGGUAGCAAGAGAAUUGAGGUUGAUUCUCGAAGAAAGCUUUCCUGAUGAGCCUCAUGAACGUAUUAUUCGUAUCAUUGGUAACUUCAUCUACUAUCGUUACUUGAAUCCUGCUGUUGUUGCCCCUGAACAAUAUGAUGUGAUUGAUGCUGUGAUUAAUCCUAUCCAGAGAAAGAAUUUGGCAGAGAUUUCUAAAAUGCUCCAGCAUAUCUCAAGUGGAACUGUGUUUGAGGAUGCGCAUGAUAUCUUUUUGGCUCCUUUGAAUGAAUAUGUUGCUGACGCUGCUUUAAGGUUUGGUGAAUGGUUCUUGGGGUUGACGGAUGUAGAAGAUCCAGAAAGCUAUUUUGGCAUGCACUCACUGACAGAUCAGACAAACACACACAAACCCAUCGUCUACUUGUCACCAAACGAAUUAUUUCACUUGCAUUAUACUAUACAAACAAAUAUUGAGGCUCUUGAACCUGAAGGGGAUGGUAUACUACAUGAAAUCAUUGAUGAGAUUGGCGCUUCUGCUUAUCAUCCUGAUAUCGAAUUACCUGAAUCCAUGGUGUGCCUAAGACUAAGUAAUCGUUGUGACAGUAUUCCUUUAGACCCUACUGCUCGUUUGCAACAAUUAUUGGUCGAUACAAAGCGACUUGUGAUUUACGUGAUCAAGAUCCAAAGCGGCCAAAACUUAGCCAACAUCUUUCAAGUGCCUACGACAUCCGAACAUGAAAUUGCAUGGACUCAAUUAAAGGCGAAGGAAUUUUUAGAAAGGGCCGAAGAUCGUACUGUCAUUUCAAAAAGACGCCAUCUUCAGCUUGGUCAAUCUGAGCCUCCCUUGGAUCUACAGAGCGUCAACUUUUUCCAACUCAAGAGUAUUGCCAAUCGAUUAGUUGUGCACUUGGAACGCUGUAAAGUAAUUGCUAGCAACAAUGGUUAUCAGGAUGUGAUCAACAUGAUCGCGCGAGAUAUUACUGGCAAGAACUCUCGCCGAAUGCAGCGAGAUAGAGAAUUAGCUCGUAUGAAACUAACAUUAAGUCACUUGAAAGAAAAACGAGACUACUUGCUCGACCAAGGAAAUUCAUAUGAAGGAUAUCUCGAUAGUUGUAUGACUGCCAUGGCUACAAAGCGAGGCAAGAAGCAGAAGUUUACUUUGCCCUUUACCCGUCAAUAUUUCCAUAUGCGAGGCUUACAGAAAUCAGGUCUUGUGCCCAAGUUUGGCUCGUACAAGUACACAGCUAAACAACUUUAUGAACGAAAUAUUAUCUUGGAGCUUAUGGAUAUUCCCAAGAAACAUUAUGAUCGUAUACCUAUCAUUUUAUCCAUGAACCAAGCAGGAAUUAUUACGAUUGAAGGAAGUUAUGCAGGUUGGCCAAUGUCUUCUGUUCAAGUAGAUAUGCGUUAUGAAGAAUUGCUUCAAACACAAUUUGAAGGUGUGCAGACAGUAACUGUUUUAGACGGCAUGGCUAGAGUGAAUGUGAAUCUAUUGAUCUAUCUUAUUAAUAAGAAGUAA
Messenger RNA from Gilbertella persicaria, 3006 nucleotides. Its product is annotated as Rho GTPase activation protein. Gene Ontology annotation, cellular component: mitotic actomyosin contractile ring; cytoplasm. Gene Ontology annotation, molecular function: actin filament binding; GTPase activator activity; calmodulin binding. The record is from RefSeq and is a predicted model, not a curated record. Gene Ontology annotation, biological process: mitotic actomyosin contractile ring assembly actin filament organization; regulation of actin cytoskeleton organization; regulation of GTPase activity. Lineage: Eukaryota; Fungi; Mucoromycota; Mucoromycetes; Mucorales; Choanephoraceae. The coding region runs from base 1 to 3006 and encodes 1001 amino acids. The transcript is spliced from 6 exons.